Aplosporella prunicola CBS 121167 is the source of this 735-nucleotide messenger RNA. RefSeq lists its product as uncharacterized. NCBI's taxonomy places the organism in Eukaryota, Fungi, Ascomycota, Dothideomycetes, Botryosphaeriales, Aplosporellaceae. The transcript has 4 exons. Bases 1 to 735 code for a protein of 244 amino acids. The record is from RefSeq and is a predicted model, not a curated record. Gene Ontology annotation, cellular component: cytoplasm; mitochondrion; membrane.
AUGACAAGCCUGCGUUGGGCGCUGGGUUUCCGCGCGAAAUCCACACGACCUUCCAACGUUCCAAAUCCAACUCCUGGCACUUCCGAAUCGGAGUCAAGGAUUAACCUCACGAUCCCCGGCCCUUCAUGGUUAUGGCUCGAGCCCGUGAGCAGACCGUUUCGUGCCUACAGCAAGGCCCAGGCUCGGCGACCUUAUAUGGUCCAGCUGAUGAGCACUGUCAUCAUAUGGUUUUUGGGUGACUUGUCCGCGCAGACCAUCUCACGCUCCGAAGAUGGUGCAUAUUCUACCUCUCGUGCGAUGCGCUCAGUUACUGUGGGCAGCAUCUCUUCUAUCCCUAGCUAUCGAUGGUUUCUUUACCUCGGUCAAUCUUUCAAUUACAGCUCCAAAAUUUUGAGCUUGAUUGCGAAGAUAGUGGUUAACCAGUUAACAUUUGCUCCUCUGUUUAACAUAUAUUUCUUCUCGAUGCAUUCUUUCUUGAGUGGCGCCUCUUUUGAAGAACUUGUCGAACGAGUCAGGCAUACUCUCCCAAUUUCUUGGCUGAACUCUUGCAAAUUGUGGCCUGCGGUCACAGCCUUUAGUUUCACCUUUAUUCCUCAACAGUAUAGGAGCAUCUUUGCAGGAUGUGUCGCAAUUGGGUGGCAAACAUGGUUAACUCUGCUCAACCAACAGGCAGCCGCCGAAGAGAAGAUAGAGCAUGAACGCCAGCAGGUAGAUUCCACAAGGGCAAGCUUGUAG